GAGGAGGAAGAGGAGGAGAUGGAGGAGGAGGGCCGCACAGGAGAGGCGGGGCAGCACAAAACUGUCCGAGGUCUGCCUGGAGCCCAGAUCCCAUGGAGGCAGCGGGCUGCAGCUACCAAUUCCGGAUCGCUCUGCUCGGGGACGCCGCGGUGGGCAAGACGUCACUGCUGCGGCGCUACGUGGCGGGCGCUCGGGGUGCGGUGGAGCCGGAGCCGGAGCCCACUGUGGGCGUGGAGUUCUACAGUCGCGCGCUGCAGCUGCCCGCCGGGCUGCGGGUCAAGCUGCAGCUCUGGGACACCGCGGGUCACGAGCGCUUCAGGACCAUCACCCGAUCCUUCUACCGGAACAUGGUGGGCGUUCUGUUAGUUUUCGACGUAACCAACAGAGAAUCCUUUGAACACAUCCAAGCCUGGCACCAGGAGGUCUUAUCCUCUCAGGGCCCUGACAAAGUGAUCUUCUUAUUGAUUGGCCACAAGUGCGACCUAAGCAGCCGAAGUGUCUCCACCCAGGAGGCAGAGGAACUGGCUGCCUCGCUGGGCAUGGCCUUCAUGGAGACCUCGGCCAAAAGUAACUGCAAUGUGGACCUGGCAUUUGACACUGUCGCCCGCGCCAUCGAACAGGCCCUGCAGCAGGGGGACAUCAAGCUGGAAGAGGACUGGGCAGGUGUCCGGCUCCUCCACAGAGCCCCAAACCCCAGAUCUCCCAGCAGGAAGCAGGACUCAGGCCCAUGCCAGUGUUGACUCUGGGAGAGAAAGGGUUACAGUGGUGCCAGCCUCAGACGCCCCAGGGGACUGGAGGGCAAAUGACAAGACACUGCCUCCUGACAUGUUCCUGGCUUCUAAUUCUUGGCCCUUUUUUUUUUUUUUUUGGUCAAGAUUGAACACAGGGCUUGGCCAGCCACAGAUAUCUUCAGCCCUUUUAUCGCUUCUGUUUUCAGAAUGCUCUUGCUCAGUCCCCAGGCUAGCCUUGAACCUCAGCCUCUUGAGUGACUGAGAUUACAGAAGUGUUCCACUAGGCCCGGCCCUCUCGUGGGUUUUUAGUUCACAGCACAACCCCUUUCUAGAGAGAAAUCUAAGCUCGGGUACGCAAGUUAAUGUCAUUUAGCCAAGUUUUCUUAUCUAUCGGUGUGACGUGGCAGUCCACAAAUGCCCAUAAUUCCCAAACUCGGAGGCAGGACAAAGAUGUCCUCAGCUUCAUAGAAUUCAAGGUCAGCCUGGGCUAUAGGAGACUAUUGCAAAAACAAACAAACAAACAAACAAACAAACCAAGAAUAAAAACAUUUAAAACCUUCUUUUCUUAAUUCCACUGCACAGGGAGGCUGAGGCUGCAUAAGAGACAGGCUUGCUGCCUCAGCCUGCCUCGCUGGCAGCUGAUAGCAAGCUUCUGGCUUCCUUUCUUGGCUUCAACAUUUUCAUUCCUGGCAGCAUUCCUGGCCUGGGAGCCGGCUUCCCAGCAGCUCACUGUUUUGCUGUGGGCUAAUGUGGGGAAUUCCAGUGCAAGCUUGGCUAAGCGCUUCCCCAGCCCUUAGAGUAGCAUGGGUCUGGCCUUAGCACGCAUUGCUUCUCACUGUUCCCACCCCAAGCUCAGUGACUACCGUUGAAUUUGGGGGUUGACCAUGAAGGAGCUGCAGGGUGCCAAGCUCUUCCCUAUGAUCCUGCAUUCACAUCCCCCACAUCUUUUUCUUUCGCUUCCCGGGUCCUUGUGCGUAUGCUCUAUCCCCAGAUGCAGAGGCAGUCUUAUUCUCCUUCACUUCCUUCCACCUUCUUCUCAUUUCUCUCCUUUCUUGUCCUUAUCUCUCUCCUGCUCCUUCUUGGACAGGAUUUUAUGUAUUAGAGGCUGGUUUCAAACUUAAAAGUCUUAGCUGGCGGUGGUGGCGCCUUUAAUUCCAGCACUCGGGAGAGGCAGAGGCAGGCGGAUCUCUGAGUUGGAGGUCAGACUGGUCUACAGAGUGAGUUCCAGAACAGGCUCCAAAGAUACACAGAGAAAUAAAAGUGUCCUUGAACUCCCAAAGCUUCAACUGCAAGCUCCCAGCAGCUGGGAUCACAGGCCUGCACAACCCUACCUAGUCUAUGUAGUACAGGAGGGAUCAAAACCAAACCUGGUGCACGCUAGGCAAGCACUCUACCAACUGAGAUACGGUCCCAGCUGUUGAUUUUUUGAGACCAGAGCAAAGUAGUCCUAGAACAGAACUCAUGGCAGUCCUCCUGUCUCUGUCUCCUGAGUGCUGAAGUUACAGACACAUGCCACCAUACUUAGUUACAGACACAUACCUUGUCUUUCUUAACUCCAUUAAGACCUUAUUUCUACAUGGGAAGUAGAAAGUAGAAAAAGACAAGAUUUCCUGAGUAAAUUGGGAGCAUGGGGACCUUGGGGGAGGGAUGAAGGGCAGAAGGGAGAGGCAGGGAGGGGAACAGAGAAAAAUGUAGAGCUUAAUAAAUGUCAAUAAAAAAAGAGAGAUGGGGGAGAAUGUGGGUGGAUACAGGGAAGGUGUAGAGCAGGAUGCUGAUUUGGAUUGGACUCUGAGUUUCCCAGAGACAAUAAACUCCAGUGGCUAUGAAAAAAAAAAACCUUAUUUCAGUUUUUCCCUCCUUUUCCUGGCCCGCCCCAUACAGGCACAGGAAGCCUCUUCAUAAUGGCUUCCUAGUCCUAGGUGGUCCUUCUGUCUUCAGCUCUUCUCCUGCUCUAAUAGCCAGCAUGUACACAAACACACACACUGCUUUUUAGUGAAUUCUUCCCCAGAAGAGUCCUUCCAGGUUGCAUCUUCGGUCCAAACCACUACGGGCAACAUCCCAGUCAGCAUUUUCCUGCUUCCAGCUGCAGUCUUCAGCCUAGCACACCAGGCAAUGCCUUAGCAUCAGCACAGACAUACCAGCCUCACCUGAAGCUUCACUGGCUUCCGACUGUCCGGGCAGCAGGUCUAGAGUCCAGCUUAGCAUGUGAAUCUCUUUGUUUUGUUCUUCUGGAUUUGAGACAGGGUCUCUCUAUAAAGGACUGGAUAUCCUGGAAUUCCCUGUGUAGACCAGGAACUCUCUGAACUCAGAGUUCCACUGGGCUCUGCCUCCUGAGUGCUGGGAUUUAAGGCACAUGCCACUGCACCUAGCCAACAUGCCAAUCAUCUUUUUUAUUUUUUUCUUUUUUGAGACAGGGUUUCUGUAUCUUUGGAGUCUGGCCUAGAACUCGCUCUGGCCUCAAACUCAGAGACCAGCCUGCUUCUGCCUCCUGAAUGCUGGAAUUAAAGGUGUGUAUUGUGUACCACCACAGCCUGGCUCAUGCCAAUUUUUUUGUUUUGUUUUUGUUUUCCGAGAGCUUUGGAGCCUGUCCUGGAACUAGCUCUUAUAGACCAGGCUGGCCUCAAACUCACAAAGAUCCACCUGCCUCUGCCUCCCCAGUGCUAGAAUUAAAGGCGUGCGCCACCACCGCCCAGCUCUCAUGCCAAUCUUUUAAAAAAUUAUUAUUUCCUUCAAGGACAGGGUUUCUCUGUGUAUCCCUAGCUGACCUGAAACUCACUUUGCAGACCAGGCUGGCCUUGAGCUCACAGAGAACCACUUUUCUCUACCUUAUCUUCCCCAGCGCUGGGAUUAAAGGCAUCCAACAUACCUGGCUUUUUAUGUACUUAGUUUGAGUACCCUUGAGCUUGCUAUGUAGACCAGGCUGCUUUUUUCGUUUGUUUUUGGUUAUUGUUGUUUGUUGGUUUGGUUUUCUUUCUUUCUUUUUUUUUUUUUUUUUUUUUUGAAUUUUCGAGACAGGGUUUCUCCGUAGCUUUUUUGGUUCCUGUCCUGUCCUGGAACUAGCUCUUGUAGACCAGGCUGGCCUCAAACUCACAGAGAUCCACCUGCCUCUGCCUCCCGAGUGCUGGGAUUAAAGCCGUGCGCCACCACUGCCCAGCUCUGGUUUGGUUUUCAAGACAGGAUUUCUCUGUUUGACAGACAGCCCGGCUGUCCGGAACUCACUUUGUUUACCAGGCUGGCCUCCAACUCUCACAGAAAGAGCUGCCUGCCUCUUCCUCCCCAUGCAUCCCAAGCCCAGCAUCCAGGCUGACCUUGAACUCACAGAGGUCCCAUCUGCCUCUGCCUCCUGAGCACUACGAUUAAGCACAUACCCACCAUGUCCCUCUAUUUAUGUGUAUGUGUGAAUGCCUGCUUGUCUAUCUGUGUACCACGAGCAGUCAGUACCAAGGGCUCAGGAGAGGGCAUCAGACUGGAGUCAAGCCAGGGCCCUCUUGCCACCUUUCCAGUUACUGUAUAACAAUCGUGAAUAAACAGAAUCUCUCUGGAUUUAUUUUUUGGAGGGUGAGGGUAGAAGUUUUAUCCAGCAACUCCAACAAACAGGCAGGUAUGGUGAUGUAUAUAAACAGACAAAUAAAUAGGGGCUGGAGAGUUGGCUCAGUGGUUAAGAGCAAUAACUGCCCUUCCAUAGGAUCCGGGUUCAAUUCCCAGCAUCCACAUGGCAGCUCACAACUGUCUUUAAGUCCGGUUCCACUCUCACACAGACAUACAUACAGGCAAAACACCAAUGCACAUCAAACAAAAUUAAAUAAAAGCUUAAAAA
Messenger RNA from Alexandromys fortis (reed vole), 4548 nucleotides. RefSeq names its product RAB42, member RAS oncogene family (gene Rab42). NCBI's taxonomy places the organism in Eukaryota, Metazoa, Chordata, Mammalia, Rodentia, Cricetidae. Bases 93 to 740 code for a protein of 215 amino acids. Gene Ontology annotation, biological process: vesicle-mediated transport. The transcript has 2 exons. Gene Ontology annotation, cellular component: Golgi apparatus. The record is from RefSeq and is a predicted model, not a curated record. Gene Ontology annotation, molecular function: GTPase activity; GTP binding.